Molecule: messenger RNA, 328 nt
Organism: Moneuplotes crassus
Lineage: Eukaryota; Ciliophora; Spirotrichea; Euplotida; Euplotidae
Source: the annotation of a GenBank genome assembly
UUCUGAGCCAUAUUGGAACUGUUGGCUACUAGAGUGGAUUAUAAAUAUUUUAAGCACUGGGAACGCAUUCUAGCAGUAAUAAAGUGUUUACUACCUCUUCUAGUCAAUGCUGUCUUCCUCCUACCACCUUUUUGAAGACCAGUCUUUUAUGAUAAUUUAGCUACGAAAUAUUCAUUCAGCAGUUUUAUGCGACUCAAGUUCUUGGCACAAGGAUAUAUUUCUUAAGACCAGCCUAAAUACAGAAAGUCGAAAAUAUGUGAAUCUAUUGCUCAACCAUACGAGAAAUAUUAUAGGAAUCAACACUCAGGUUGCUCUAAAUCUUCAAAUU